Messenger RNA from Microthlaspi erraticum, 936 nucleotides. NCBI's taxonomy places the organism in Eukaryota, Viridiplantae, Streptophyta, Magnoliopsida, Brassicales, Brassicaceae. The record is from the annotation of a GenBank genome assembly.
AUGGUGAACUCGAAAGAGAACACCCCUGCCGUGAGCCCAUCCCGAUCAGAAGGAAACCUAAGUGACGAUCUACCGCCACCAACGAUAGACAAGUCACUACCCGCUGAAGGCAGGGACAAUUCUGUCACUCCAAGGAAUCGAUUUACCUCGCCGCGAAGAUCCACUUCGCCUCGACGAUCUCCAUCGCCGAGAAAGGACGAGAGCUCUCCUCCGCCCGCGCCACGACGCUCGAAGAAAUCUUCCUCGAGCGACAAGCCUCGCAAUUCGAAGAGAUCCUCUUCGAACGACAAGCUCCGCAAGCUCAUGGAGAAUCUAGUCAAGCCGCUAGCCGAAGGAUUCGAGGCAAUGCGAGCACAACAUGAAAGAGUCCGACUCAAAAUCAACUCCUACACCGGGGAAGAAGAUCCCAAGAAGUGGUUGAACGCGUUCAAUCUCGCCAUGACAAGGGAGAAAUACAAACCCUAUGACGAGAAGGAGGCCAAUUACUGUCAGGUAUUCGUCGAGCACAUGGCGAAAGAUGCAUAUGACCCGAGUCACGCGGAAUAUGUUCACCACGACGCAAGCCCAAGCCUCCCACAACCUUGGAAGACGCGUUCCACCGUUCCCGGAGCUACAUCUUCCUCGAGGAAGAUAAGCGCUUCUACGCCGAAAAGCACGGAGAUAGGAGGACAGCCCCGUCCAAACCUAGAGAAGAAGCCGUCAAUCUCGACUCCGCAAGAUGCCGCUCCACUCGGAGACGACAACAACACCAAAGUAUUCUGCAAGUUCCACGGAAGAAUUGGUCACUCCACUGAAAACUGCAAACACCUCAUCAACAACCUCAUCCGCAUGAAUAAUCAAGGAGAAAUCCCGCCGAUGGACGGCGACAGGUCCCAAGGAAAAGGCUUCCCACCGAGACCACCCAAGUCGGGACAUCAAGAGAAGAGAGGGCGAUAA